Messenger RNA from Hibiscus syriacus, 820 nucleotides. RefSeq names its product cysteine-rich repeat secretory protein 38-like. The coding region runs from base 53 to 781 and encodes 242 amino acids. The transcript has a single exon. The record is from RefSeq and is a predicted model, not a curated record. Lineage: Eukaryota; Viridiplantae; Streptophyta; Magnoliopsida; Malvales; Malvaceae.
CUCCUUAGUCAAAACUUGGAAAAUUUUCUCAGGUUUUAUUACAAAUCACAAAAUGUCUUCUUCAAGAAUUCCCUCCUUUGUUUAUCUGCUAAUUAGCCUUGCUUUUCUUCUGCAAACAGCUUUGGGAGCUGAACCUCUCUUCCAUUUUUGUUUAGACACUGGGAAUUUCUCCGCCCAUGAUCCUUAUGAAUCCAACUUAGGCAAGCUCUCUGGCUAUCUCUCCAUUCAAACUCCUCCCUCGGGGUUCGGCCUCGGUUCCAUUGGUCAAACCCCGAACCAAGCGUUCGGCCUCGCUCUUUGCCGGGGCGAUGUGUCGAGCCAAGAUUGUAAAACCUGUGUCGUCGAAGCAGGCGGCGAGAUACGAAAGCGAUGCCCCUACAACAAAGGUGGAAUCAUCUGGUACGAUUACUGUCUUUUCAAGUAUUCGAACACGGAGUUCGCGGGUCAAAUCGAUAACCGGAAUAGGUUCUACAUGUGGAACUUGAAUAGCGUGAGUGAACCCCAGGCCUUCAAUGAGAAGACCAAGGGGCUGCUCACUGAGUUGGCUAAUCAAGCUUAUGCCAAUCCCAAAAUGUAUGCCGUGGAGACGGAGCUUUACGGAUCGGAGAAGCUUUACGGGUUGACUCAGUGCACCAGGGAUCUUUCUAGCGGUGAGUGUAAGAGGUGUCUUGACGGCAUAAUCGGCGAGCUUCGGAGUUGCUGUGAUGGGAAGGAAGGUGGUAGGGUCGUUGGUGGCAGUUGUAACUUUAGAUAUGAAAUUUACCCUUUCGUUAAUGCUUAAACCUUUAUGAGACAAAUACUAUAUGCCCAUGAAUAAAUA